CUUCAUGCGUCCGAGCAGAGAACGAUUCGUCAAACUGACGGCCAUUGGCCUCCUCAACAGUCUGCUGAUUAUGCUCGUCAUUAGUUACGGUGAUUGGGACUACGUGCAACGUUACUACCAUUCGUGGCAACAGCUGCAACAGCAGAACACGAAUAGCAAACGGAAUCCAACUCGAAUCAAAACGAUCCUCUUCUGGAAUGGACCGAGACGAUCUGAGAUGACCAUUUUCGGUACUGGACACGACGCUUUCAUCCAGCACGGAUGCCCAGUUAGCGACUGCGAAAUCGUCAACAGUCCACACCAGUACCCGGACCGUCCUCUCGAAUCUUACGACGCUAUUCUACUCAAUUUCAACGACGAAUUCUGGAUGAACAAACGGCCACAUUUCCAGCGUCGGCCUAAACAGCGACUCGUCUUUUUCACUCAGGAACCACCACCGUCCAUCGAGCCGAUGAACAUUACCGAAUACGACAAUUAUUUCAACUGGACAAUGACCUACCGAAUGGAUUCGGACGUUCUUUUGCUAUACGGAAGGAUCCGACCGAAACCAUCGGCCCCAACGACCAGCGACGAAGUUCAGGUGAGGAUCAGAGAGACUCACGCAAAGCUCAACUGCCAAAGGAUUGAAAUGAACAAUGAAACCACCGACACGACCAAUGCCAUUUGCAAUGAAAAAAACAAGAAAAAGAAGAGUCUUGUGGCCGCCAUGAUUUCUCACUGCACGACAGAUGGACGUCGAGAACAUUACAUUAAGCGAUUGAGGAAGCACGUGAAGGUGGACGUGUACGGCUUUUGCGACGAACACGACCUCGGCUCUGGUCUGCGCUGCCAACCUCACGAACUGUUGACAUCGACGCCCGAAUGUUACGACAUGUUGGAAUCCAAUUACAAAUUCUACCUGUCCUUCGAGAACGCCAUCUGCAGUGAAUACGUAACUGAGAAGUUUUUCAACAUCAUGAGCUUGCGUAAUAUCGUGCCCGUCGUUUACGGCGGUGCCGAUUACGACCAAUUGGCGCCCGAACAUUCGUACAUCGACGCGUUGGAAUUCGAACCGGGUCAGUUGGCCGACUACCUAAAAAUGCUUGACGCUAACGACACGCUGUACAAUGAGUACCUGUGGUGGAAGGAUGAUUACGUUGUCGAGUCCAAUCUCCAAGAUAUGGUCAAUCACGGCUUUUGCGACCUCUGCCAGAAAUUGCACGCUGACCAAGGCCAAAUCAAAUAUUAUCCGAGUUUAUUGCCCAAUUGGCAUCCAGGACGAUGUUUCCGGCCUCAUUACAAAUCCAAGAGCAACAGCAGUAGGAGAAGGCUGGUGAAAAAAUCGCGAGUCGUGGUCGAUUAAAUUGGACCAUGGCACUGCCAACUUAAUUUCUUUUUUCUUCUAUAAUCCCAUCUGG
Daphnia carinata is the source of this 1397-nucleotide messenger RNA. Its product is annotated as alpha-(1,3)-fucosyltransferase C-like. Gene Ontology annotation, molecular function: alpha-(1->3)-fucosyltransferase activity. The transcript has a single exon. The record is from RefSeq and is a predicted model, not a curated record. NCBI's taxonomy places the organism in Eukaryota, Metazoa, Arthropoda, Branchiopoda, Diplostraca, Daphniidae. The coding region runs from base 5 to 1342 and encodes 445 amino acids. Gene Ontology annotation, cellular component: membrane.